Messenger RNA from Bradysia coprophila, 988 nucleotides. RefSeq lists its product as uncharacterized. Gene Ontology annotation, molecular function: pectate lyase activity. The record is from RefSeq and is a predicted model, not a curated record. NCBI's taxonomy places the organism in Eukaryota, Metazoa, Arthropoda, Insecta, Diptera, Sciaridae.
AGCACUUCUGCUGAACAUUCUUCAUAAAAUGUUAUUCAGAGUAGCGUUAUUUCUAACCGCAACGGUUUUACUAUUCCAAUUAGUGCAUUCACAAAUUGGUUAUGCUACGCUUGGUGGUGGAACUAAUGGUGGAGCUGGUGGUCCGACAGUAAGUGUGUCCAAUGAAGCGCAACUGAUUUCGGCUGUACAGGGAAAUGAUCGUCGCAUCGUAAGGAUAACAGCAAAUAUUCGAGUCGGCGGUCGCAUUCGCGUUGGUUCGAAUAAAUCGAUUUUGGGUGGUACUGCCAAUGCUGGCAUCAAUCACGGUGGCUUAUUCAUCCAAGAUGUGCAAAAUGUUAUUGUUCGAGGUCUUCGUUUGUCGUUCCCUCGUGAUCCGUUCGAUUGUAUCGAAAUUCAACGUUCCAGUAGAGUAUGGGUUGAUCACAACGAAAUGUUUGCUGAUAGGAAUAACGGCAGAGAUUUCUAUGACGGUCUUCUUGACAUGAACCAUGGAUCGGAUCUGGUCACAGUUUCAUGGAAUCAUUUUCACACUCACUACAAGACAAGUUUGAUUGGAAACUCAGAUGACAAUGGGGCAGUCGAUAGAGGCCGAUUACGAGUGACCUUCCACCACAAUCGUUUCCGCAAUGUUAACUCCAGAAACCCAUCGCUUCGAUUCGGUACUGCCCAUCUCUUUAACAACGUCUUCGAAAACAUUGAUUCGUCAACAAUCAACAGCCGAAUGGGAGCGCAGGUCUUUGUCGAAAAUAACAUCUUCAUCAAUGCACGCCGUACUAUUAUCACCAAUUUGGACAGUCGUGAAGAUGGAUUUGCCAACCAACGCAACAAUGACUGGGGAGAUGCACACAAUUUGAGGGGACCAUUCAUCACGAGAACCGGAACAUUUACCGACCCACCAUACACGUAUCGACUUGACACUGGCUUAGGGGCCAAUGGAAACAUUGCAACGAUUGUACGCAAUGGAGCUGGUGCCCGUAUAUUCUAAGUG